This is a messenger RNA of Racocetra persica, 466 nucleotides long. The record is from the annotation of a GenBank genome assembly. NCBI's taxonomy places the organism in Eukaryota, Fungi, Glomeromycota, Glomeromycetes, Diversisporales, Gigasporaceae.
AUGACAAUAGAAAAUGCCGGUGAUCAAACAAAUCCUGACCAUAUUAAGUUCGCAACUCAGGAAAACACAAAAGAAGAUCAAGAAAUUAAUCAAUUAAUUUUUAAAUUUGCAAAAGAUAGAACUGAAAUUAAGAUUCUAGAUUUAUUCAACAUUGCAGUAUAUUUUAAAAAGAAUCUUAAUGGCUCUUUUUAUGAUAGAUAUAUUACCACAGAUUUUUAUAAUUUAAAAUCCUACUCACAAGAAUUUAUAUAUUCAAUUCAAAAAGUUUUACAAGCAGCACAAACAAUUCUGCUUAUUUUUGGCCUAUAUGGACAAGAAUGUUUACUAUAUUUAAAUCAACAUGAACAGUAUUUAAAUUAUAUCCCAACAUUUAAAGAAAUUUUAGAUUUUACAAUUGAAGCAAAAAGAUAUUUUUCUAUGUAUCUUUUGCAUCAUUUUAUUAUGAAAGGAGCAGACUUUGAGGAAG